Messenger RNA from Mercenaria mercenaria, 5870 nucleotides. RefSeq names its product ileal sodium/bile acid cotransporter-like. Gene Ontology annotation, molecular function: bile acid:sodium symporter activity. Lineage: Eukaryota; Metazoa; Mollusca; Bivalvia; Venerida; Veneridae. The coding region runs from base 154 to 1224 and encodes 356 amino acids. Gene Ontology annotation, biological process: bile acid and bile salt transport. The record is from RefSeq and is a predicted model, not a curated record. The transcript has 3 exons. Gene Ontology annotation, cellular component: membrane.
AUUUCACUACUGAAAACUGACGAUAUCAAUGUCUGUAGUUACAUAAAAAAAAACCUUCCAAAUCUUCUCUGUUGUAAUAUUGACAUGUUUAUGACAGUUUCUAAGAGUAUUUAAUGUAUAACACAUGUUUGAAUUAAAUACUGAAGACAGAAAAUGGAAAAUGGAACUAGUAUGGAGAAUUCAUUCAUGGAUUUGAACGGAAGAAAUGUGUCUUUAAGUAAUGACAUAUUUUCAGGAAAAGAGCCGUCUUCACUACAGUUGGUUUCCGAUGUCGUAGUAACGAUAACUCUAAUUACGGUAAUGACUGGGAUGGGAUGCACAAUAGAGUUCUGGAAACUUGUCCAGCACCUUCGUCGGCCAAUCGGAGCAGCUAUAGGAAUGCUGGCUCAGUUUAUCGUGUUGCCAUUGGUUACAUUUGGAUUAGCGCAUGCGUUUCAGCUUGAACCGGUUACCGCAAUCGGGAUGCUGGUGAUGGGCUGUUGUCCGAGUGGGUCAAUGUCAAACGUAUACUCGUACUGGGUCGACGGUGACGUCCCUUUGAGUUUGACUAUGACAACAUUAGCUACACUUUUGGCGUUAGGUAUGAUGCCUCUAAAUAUAUGGCUGUACAGCAGAAGCUGGACAGACGAGGACCUUUUUAUACCUUACAAGAACAUAAUUGUCUCCCUUGCAAUGACACUGGGGCCUGCAACUGUUGGAAUAUUUCUAAGAUGGAAAUGGGAAAAAAUAGCUUUGGUUAUUGUGAAGAUCGCAAGCAUAUUUGGAGUAAUAGGGAUAAUUUUGACAAUAACGUUUUUGAGUCUUCUCUAUUCAUUCAUAUACAAGUCGUCCUGGGAAAUCUACGCCGCAGCAUGCCUUUUAACUUCUGCAGGCUUCGCACUCGGAUACAUCGUAGCUAAGUUAUUCCGAAUGAAUGCCACACAUGCACGAACUGUCGCCUUGGAAACUGGAAUUCAAAAUAUUCCAUUAUGCCUGACAAUAAUUGCUUUAUCAUUCCCAAAACAAAUGAUUCCGAAAUUGGUGCCUUUCCCAUUGUUAUACGGAAUAUUCGCGCAGAUCAAUAGCUGUGUCUUUGUGUUACUGUACUACAUUGGCAAAAGCGUCAAGGCGUACAAGAAUAAGGAAACGAGAAACGAUUUCACCAGUGUGCCUACGAGCGACAAUCCUGAUGGUGUUGAAAUGAGCAUUGUAGUAACACAAAAGGAAAAAGUAGCAGAACUUUGAGGUCUUUUGCUUCGUUUAUUUUCGUUAUUUGUGUACAUAUACAGGUGUAUUUUAACCAGCAAAACAUAAACCAGUAUUGUUGAAACUAAACACAAUUAUAAUAUUCUCUGAAAGAAUCCCUAUAAAUUUAAUUUUUUUUAUCUAGAAUGACCUAUUCAAGUUAAUACAAUCAUAGUUUGGUAUAAGAAAAAUACAGAUGCUUCUAGAAGGCUCCAGCCCCGGUCUAAAAAGGGCAGUGAAAGUCAAUUAAUUUUAAAUAAAAAUGAGAUUUUUAUAUCAGGUCUUAACUUAUUUGUACUGAUCAUGAACUAGUUUAAUACCUGCUCCAACCCCUGUUUACUCGGUACAACAGUGUACAAUAGUUAUUCAUUUUCAGUUGUAGUUUUGUUUUCAGUCCUAUUUAAAAUCAUCAAGUAUUCACAAACGAAAGACAAAUGUACAGUGUUGCGAAAGUGUAUAUGUAUGUAAGGCUGAAUUGUUGUCUGAGACUUGAACUUUUUAGACUGAUAUGUGAUGUGUUAAUAUAUUCCGUCUUGUCUACUGUGUAAAGAAAAUGGGCUUGGACACUAACAAAUACUUCGGGAUUCUGCAGAUGUUGUAACUCGAGAAACACAAACGUAGAGAGAUGUGUAAUUAAUCCUUUAAGCCCCUAGUAGCUUUUGCAGUUUUCAUAACUUACUAUAGUCUGGGAACCGUAAAUACAAGUAAAAGCAAUCAUAUACUAUAUGUCUAUGUCCACAAACUAUAUAUAAAUACCCGCUUAAUCCUGAUUAUUACUUAAGAGAGCACCGACUAUAAUAUUAAAAUUUGUGGUCCAUUGCAUACUUGUUGUAGCAUGCAAUGAAUGUGUUAUUAUAUAUAUACAGUUAUUAACAAUAAUAUAUGGUUAAAUCAAUUAUAAGUAUAACUGUCAUGCUAACAGCUGCAUUCUGCAUAUAUUAGUUAUAUACGUUUGUACAGAAAUAAUUCACAAACUGAUACAUGUAUUACUUAAGAAACAAUAAGUUCCCAAACGUGGUUUAUCGUAGAAUAGCCCGAGUUUUGAGUUCUUAUGCGUAAGAAUAUAUCAAGAAGGCCGUAGGCCUGAGUGAUAUAUUGUUUCGCAUAAGAACGAAAAACUCGGGUUAUUCUACGAUAAAUCACACUUGGAAACUUAUUAUUUCGAUUCUAACACGACAUACAAGUAUCAACAGUGUUAGAAGAAAUGGUAACUACUGUUUACGACCGUGCUACGCCCCUGAAUCGGAUGACGUCAUCGCACGCGAGUAGUUUAUUGCAAAAUAACCCGAGAUAGAUUUUGCUCUACAUGUAUGUAGGUUAUUUGCUGAUCGUAUUAGAAUUGUUGUUAAUCAGUUAAAAAAGGAAACUAUCCGAAUAUUUUAUGACGUUUAGUUUUAUCGAUGGCAUCAUCUAUGAACUAAAACACAUUUGGUACGGACAGAGUAUAUAUAUUACAUCUUUGCUGACUCCCCACCUGAUGGCAUGGUUUUAGUGGCGUAAUUGAGAUCCUAUCUCCAACACUUGAUAAUAUUCAAAGAAAUUGCGAUUUCUUUACAAAAACGCAAAAGCGUUCGGCAGUUACCUAUAACUAAUCAUCCACAAUUUAAAAAUAUCAUUAAAUACUAGGCUUUAAAUGUUUAAAUAUUAGAUCUAUCAGCAAUGAAAAUAAAAAUAUGAGCCUUGCGAGUGGAAAUGCUGUAAUUAAUUUAUUUGGGAACAUUCGUUAAUCACACAACACGUUGUGUACAUUCUGUUGAACUUAAUUCCCUACCAAUGCUAACGAUUUAUACCAACACGGCUAUUCCUCAAUCAAUGGACUUUAGAAUGUAUUUCUAGUUUUGCUUUUGUUGGAUUUAACGUCGUACGGACUCAAUUAUAGGUCAUAUGGCAGCUUUCAAGCUUUGAUGGUUGAAUCAGACCCAAUGUGCUCCUCCGAGAGACACUUGGGUCUUCAUCUACAAUCAAAGCUGAAAACUCGCCAUAUGGUUUAUAAUUGGUGCGACGUUAAACCCAAUAAAAAGAAAUCAAAACAUAAAUUUAUGGCUGAAUGCAUAUUAAUUUAUUGCACUUUGAUUGAUCUGACUAAAUAAGCACCCAACGGUUUUCUGUUGCCUAGCAACGAAAGAAUGUCAGUAAGUCAUGUCUGGUCGCGUGACAAUAGGGCCUGAUAAAAUUUUCAUAGAUAAAUUCUUUUCAAAGCGAGACGCCAAAGCCUUGUUCAAGUGAAAAUAAAGUCACAGAAAGUUACAGAAAAAAAUUCUCUUUUUGUAAGUUUAUCCUAAACGUGUGCUUUGACAUUGCAACACUUUUGAGGAUUUUUGAAACAAAAUACUACAUUGCAACAACGAAAAUAGAAAUGCGCUUGAUAAUGAUAAAAUGCCUGUUUUUCUUUUUUGGUUUUGUUAUUUUUGUUGUUGUUGUUGUUUUUAGGGGUGGUGGUUAUGGUGUGUAGUUAUUUUUAUAUAUUAUUGUUGAUUUUUUAAACUAACAAAAUGUUUUCAAACAAUUAUGGAAGACAACCUUUUAUUAGCUUAUUAGCAAGUGUUGUAUCAGUUUAAAAAUUAUAUCGAUAAUGCAACUUUUUAUCAGUUAGAAGUGAGAAUGUCACAACCGCGACCUAGAGUAUGUGUUAGCUUAGAAGUCCUAACGAAAUGCCUCAUUUCUGUAAUUUGUUCUAUUUUUUUUAAAUUUUGAUGUAUCCAAUAUUUAAGCAUCUACAUUAAUUAUUGAAGACUCGUAAAAUCGCAUAGUAGUACUAAAAUUAAUUUCACAUUUCAAAUCUUUAUAUAUUGUCUGCAUGUUGAGUUAAUAACUACAAUGGUGCUUGCAGUUGAUACUGAUGCGUGUAUUUACAUGAAACUAAGAUAGAUAAAUGUAAAUUAUUGCACAUUACUGCACAUUCUGUGAAUAAUUUUGCUGUGUGUGUUAUGUGUGAAAUAUUUUGCUUUGUAUAUAUAACGUGUUGUUCGUAUUGGAGGUAACAAAAGAAUAUAUACAUUUCAAUAUUUGUAAAUUUCUGCCAGGAAAUGUAGUGUGCACAAUAAUUGAAUGUUCACAGAUACGUGGUCAAAUACCAAACCAAUCAUAAAUUUGUUUCUAGGAUAUGACAGUAAAAUAAAGUUACUUUGUCAUGAUGUUUCUGCUUUAUAAUAAAACUCACUCGUUUGUAAUUACCUUUUCAAGCAUUUACGGGUAUUUUUGAAACUUUCAACAAAUUGAUAUUAUUAUUAUCUACCGUUUAAGUUGUUUUUACACGUCAAAAGGGAAGUAACGUCAUUUAUUCAUUUUAUUGUGAAAUAAAACUUGGAUCCGGCAUAAGAAAACGUCAAAAAUAUCACCGACUAAAUGACAGGCCUUGUGUUUAUUGAUAAAAUUGGCAUUUUGUGACGAGAGUUAAAAGUUUUUCAUUAAAAUAAAAGCGUUUUCCCGAAAACAAAAAAUGAAUAGUCAACUUACAUGAUGCAAUCAUGCUUGCUCUUACUAAUAAGUACAAGCGUCCUCUGUUUCACUUCAUGUUUUUUUUUAUUUAAAAGUUAUUAAAUUUUCGCGAAAUGUUUUAAUUUUGAUGAAAUUUAACCGUUUAUCGUAUGCAGAAAUAUGCCACUAGAGUCUGUGGAAAACAAUAUGAUCCCUAUAGAGUAACGAUGAAUAUGUUGUAAGGUACACAUUUCCUCUGUCCGAAUUCACUAUAUUCAAGUAUGAUUGUAUUUUUUAUAUAUUGAUAUCAACAAAAAAAGAGCAGAAAUAUUUCAUUUCGCAAUUCAAACAUGUCAUAUUCUCUGUAGAUAUAACAUUCUACUAUGUUAAUUAGUUCAAGAAAACGAUUAUCAAAAAAGUGUUUAACAAUAAAAUAUUAAUAUAUUUAUGUUCUUCACAAAAAUGUAGCAGCCACAUUAUAAAUAAAGGUAUUAUGAGCCUUUCACAGUUGUGGCAUAUAUAUGUACGUCAAAUUAUGUCACAAUAUACUUAUUCAGUCCCUUCUCUAUUUCAUAUAAAUAAAUAAAUAAAUCUUGAGACCUCUUUUUCAGUACUUUAGAGCAUUUCAAUGAUAUGAAAGCCAUGUAUAUACAGUUAAAAGGCAUGUCUUCUUACCAAAAACAAAAUAUUGAGAUGUUAUCUUACAUAUUAGAAAAAUAAUCUCUUUAGAAAAACAUCAACCUCUGAAAAUGCUCCCGUACAAUUCACCGUUUAGUAAUUACGCAUAUGUAGACAUAUUCUCAAUGAAUAAAACUAAAACCUGAAAAUUCACAAUAAAAGUGGUCUAGAUGUUUUUUGGGGGUUUUUUUGUUGUUUUUUUUUUCUUUUGUUUUUUAAACAAUUAAACCGGGCCAAACGUAAAACUGCAACAUUCUUAUAUUUUCAUAAUACCAUAUUUCAUCAAACAACUUAAAAUUAAAUAGUUGACUACUUCACAUGUUGCACUGAAUAGUCACUUCCUUUUUUUUUGUGUAAAUAGUCCUGGACGCGUAAUGUGUCAUGGCAUUUUUGAUAUUGUUGUAAGUUGUUUUUUUUUUAUUAAAUCUGAUGUUUAUGUUACUAUUAAAUGACAUAGAAAGAUUUCAUUUGAAAUUUUUAACGAAUGAUAUAAAAAAGAGAAAAACGAAUAUUUAUCGCUAAUACUCUUUAAGACUUAAUAAACUUUGACA